CUCUCUCCACACAGAAGCAAAAAAAUAAAAAGAGUUUCACGUUGUAUUUCUCUUAAUUCCCCUCGAUUUCUCAGGAAAUCACCAAGCUCAUUCACAUUAAUCUUUCUUAUUUAGGAAAGAAAGAUCCAUUUUUUUCGGUUCGUUCUCUCCCUCUGGGUUACGAAUCAAGAAGCUAGAGAGACACUUUGCUUCCUGUCUUCACCAAUUUCAAAAACAGACCCAAAUUAAUACUUGAUAGAGGGUUUGUUUUUUCCAUUACAAAAGUUGUUGUUUCUUCAAUCUGUGUGGAUGAAAGGUAACCAGAAAGACUCGUCGGAGAAACCGACAUGGGAUCGAACCUCGUCGAGUACUACUUCCAUACCCGGAAUGCUGUCGGUAACCCGACCCGGUCCAAAACUAAUGGUCUGUCUCAUCUGCUUCAUUGUCUUCACUUACAUUAUCUACAUGCUUAAGCUCGUCUCCACCUCACGCACCUGCGACGAUUCCGUUACCUUCACCACCGUCUCCGCCCUCUCCACCAACGUCUCCAACGUCUCUUCCUCUCUCAUAAAGGUAGCUUCACGGCGCCGCCGCGAGGAGGAGGAGGUUAAGGUAGACGCGGCAGACGAGCCGACCGAUCUCAACCACGUGGUGUUCGGGAUCGCCGCGUCGGCGAAGCUGUGGAAACAGAGGAAAGAGUAUAUCAAGAUCUGGUACAAACCGAAACACAUGCGCGGUUACGUUUGGUUAGACAAAGAGGUGAAGAAGAACAUUAGUAGAAGCAACGAAGAAGACGACGACGAUCUACUUCCACCGAUAAAAAUCUCCGCCGGGACAGCGUAUUUCCCUUACACGAACAAACAAGGGCAACGCUCGGCGCUGCGGAUCUCGAGGAUCGUGUCGGAGAUGCUGCGUUUGGGUCUGAAGAACGUGAGGUGGUUCGUGAUGGGCGAUGACGACACGGUGUUCGUAACGGAUAAUCUCAUAAGGGUGUUGAGGAAGUACGACCACGAGCAGAUGUAUUACAUCGGGAGCUUGUCGGAGUCUCAUCUACAGAACAUAUUUUUCUCGUACAGUAUGGCUUACGGUGGAGGAGGGUUUGCGAUUAGCUACCCGUUGGCUAAGGCAUUGAGUAAGAUGCAGGAUCGGUGUAUACAGAGGUAUCCAGCGUUGUAUGGUUCUGACGAUCGCAUGCAAGCUUGUAUGGCUGAACUCGGUGUUCCACUCACUAAAGAAAUCGGCUUUCACCAGUACGACGUUUACGGGAACCUCUUCGGCCUCCUCGCCGCGCACCCAGUAACACCGUUCGUAUCAAUGCACCACCUCGACGUGGUGGAACCGAUCUUCCCAAACAUGACCAGAGUCCGUGCCCUCAAGAAGCUAACCGUACCGAUGAAGCUCGACUCAGCUGGGCUUCUCCAGCAGUCUAUAUGCUACGACAAGCACAAGAGUUGGUCCAUCUCGGUCUCGUGGGGCUAUGCAGUCCAAAUAUUCCGCGGAAUAUUCUCUCCUAGAGAAAUGGAAAUGCCUUCGAGGACGUUCUUGAAUUGGUACAAAAGAGCGGAUUACACCGCGUACGCGUUUAACACCAGGCCGGUUAGCCGUAACCCGUGUCAGAAACCGUUCGUGUUCUACAUGUCGUCCACGAGAUUCGAUAAGCAGCUGAAUACUACUGUUAGCGAAUACACGAGACACCGUGUUCCUCAUCCUUCGUGUCGGUGGAAGAUGACGAAUCCAGCUGAGAUUAAUACCAUCGUAGUCUACAAGAAACCAGACCCGCAUCUAUGGGAAAGGUCACCGAGGAGGAACUGUUGCAGAGUAUUACAAACAAAGAGGAAUAAUACGUUAUGGAUCAAUGUUGGUGUAUGUAGAGAAGCUGAAGUCACUGAACUUAAGUAACUUCUUAUAUAGUUUAUUUUUAUUUGCUUGUAUUGAUUUUAUUUUUUGAAAGGGAAGGAAAAUUAGUUUUUAGGCUGCUUUACCCCCUCGUAAUUUCUUGCCACGUUAUUUAACAUUGUAAUCAUUGAAAUCCCGUCGUAGUUAUUCUCUUA
This is a messenger RNA of Brassica oleracea var. oleracea, 2030 nucleotides long. RefSeq lists its product as uncharacterized. NCBI's taxonomy places the organism in Eukaryota, Viridiplantae, Streptophyta, Magnoliopsida, Brassicales, Brassicaceae. The transcript is spliced from 3 exons. The record is from RefSeq and is a predicted model, not a curated record. The coding region runs from base 289 to 1878 and encodes 529 amino acids. Gene Ontology annotation, molecular function: acetylglucosaminyltransferase activity.